AGUGGCUUCACAUCGGUGCAUCUUGCCUGCACAAGCGAGCUGCUGCACUAAUGCCACUUUGACUGUCGGGUAGAAGUCUGCUGUUGAUCUCGCCCCAGUGCCGGUUGCAGAUCGAGGACACGAUCCCACUGAAAGAGGAGAGUCAAGAAAUGAAUGAAGCAGAAGAGAAAGAUGUCAUGACUGCAGAACAAUCCACUGAAACAACUUCCUCGGGAAAUGGAGCUCCUUACAUAUGUGGUCAGUGUGGAAAGAGUUUCGAAACUGAAGUAAAAAUUUGUCAGCACAUGACAAUUCACUCAAAAAAGGUCAUAUGUCAAUAUUGCAAAAAGACUUUCCCAGACCAGCAACAGCUUAAGGAUCAUGUCAAAAUUCACAUGGGAAGAAAGCCUUUCAUAUGCCAUCUCUGUGGAAAGAGUUGCACAAAAGAAGGACGCCUCAAGGAGCACUUGAGAAUUCACACCGGAGAUAAGCCUUUCGCCUGCCCUCAGUGUGGAAAGAGAUUUGCUCAAAAACCAAACAUUAAAGCCCACAUGAGAACUCACACCGGAGAGAAGCCUUUCACUUGCACUCGGUGUGGAAAGAGUUUUACAUGUAAAGACACCGUUAUCGAACACAUGAAAAUUCACACCGGAGAGAAGCCUUUCACCUGCCCUCAGUGCGGAAAGAGUUUUUCUAAAAAACAAAACAUGAGAGUCCACAUGAGACUUCACACUGGAGAGAAACCUUACAAAUGUCUUUGGUGUGAGGAGAGUUUCUUCUAUCGAAGACACCUGAAAGAUCAUUUGCAAACUCAUUCUCAAAAGGAAUUGCAGAGUUCCUCAGUGUAGUAAGAGGGUUACAAGUAGGGUUGGGUACCGAACACGGUGCUUUUAAGGGUACCGACCGAAUUGCGUCUGUACUACCGAGU
Messenger RNA from Onychostoma macrolepis, 907 nucleotides. Its product is annotated as gastrula zinc finger protein XlCGF7.1-like. Gene Ontology annotation, molecular function: RNA polymerase II cis-regulatory region sequence-specific DNA binding; DNA-binding transcription factor activity, RNA polymerase II-specific. The coding region runs from base 150 to 827 and encodes 225 amino acids. The transcript is spliced from 2 exons. Gene Ontology annotation, biological process: regulation of transcription by RNA polymerase II. Lineage: Eukaryota; Metazoa; Chordata; Actinopteri; Cypriniformes; Cyprinidae. The record is from RefSeq and is a predicted model, not a curated record.